Messenger RNA from Choloepus didactylus (southern two-toed sloth), 1648 nucleotides. It is a transcript of the gene HOXC6, whose product is annotated as homeobox C6. The transcript is spliced from 3 exons. Gene Ontology annotation, cellular component: nucleus. NCBI's taxonomy places the organism in Eukaryota, Metazoa, Chordata, Mammalia, Pilosa, Megalonychidae. Gene Ontology annotation, molecular function: DNA-binding transcription factor activity, RNA polymerase II-specific; RNA polymerase II cis-regulatory region sequence-specific DNA binding. The record is from RefSeq and is a predicted model, not a curated record. Bases 370 to 831 code for a protein of 153 amino acids. Gene Ontology annotation, biological process: anterior/posterior pattern specification; regulation of transcription by RNA polymerase II.
GCCAGGAGGAAUGCGGGAGCAGGAGUUGAGAUGGGGAGCUGCGGAUGCUUCCGCCCCUCCCCUCUCCCGGGCUUUUCCCCUCGCCCCCUUCUUGCAACUCUCCUUAAUUUUAUUUGGCUUUUUUUAUUAUUAAGACUAUUCUUUUUUAUUUUUAAAUUUAUAUAAAGUAUAUAUGUGUGUGUGGAGCUGAGACAGGCUCGGCAGCGGCACAGAAUGAGGAAAGACACGAGAAAGAGAGAGAGUGGGAGAGAGAGAGAGGCAGAGAGAGAGGGAGAGGGAGAGUGACAGCAGCGCCCGGAGAAUGUCGUGUUCAGUUCCAGCCGGGGGCCGUAUGACUAUGGAUCUAAUUCCUUUUACCAGGAGAAAGACAUGCUCUCAAACUGCAGACAAAACACCUUAGGACAUAACACACAGACCUCAAUCGCUCAGGAUUUUAGUUCUGAGCAGGGCAGGACUGCGCCCCAGGACCAGAAAGCCAGUAUCCAGAUUUACCCCUGGAUGCAGCGAAUGAAUUCGCACAGUGGGGUCGGCUACGGAGCAGACCGGAGGCGCGGCCGCCAGAUCUACUCGCGGUACCAGACCCUGGAGCUGGAGAAGGAAUUUCACUUCAACCGCUACCUAACGCGGCGCCGGCGCAUCGAGAUCGCCAACGCGCUCUGCCUGACCGAGCGACAGAUCAAAAUCUGGUUCCAGAACCGCCGGAUGAAGUGGAAAAAGGAAUCUAAUCUCACGUCCACGCUCUCGGGGGGCGGCGGAGGGGCCGCGGCCGACAGCCUGGGAGGAAAAGAGGAAAAGCGGGAAGAGACAGAAGAGGAGAAGCAGAAAGAGUGACCAGGACUGUUCCUGCCACCCCUCUCUCUCCUCCUCCCUCGUUCUUCCCAACUCCCUCCUUCUCACACACUCUGUAUUUAUCACUGGCACAAUUGAUGUGUUUUGACUCCUUGAAACAAAAUUAGGGAGUUAAACGUGGACCUGAAAGUCAGCUCUGGAGCCCCCUCCCUCACCGCACAAACUCCCUUUCGCCACGCGCCUCCUCCUCGCUGCUCCCUCGCUAGCUCGUUCUCAGCUUGUCUGCAGGCCCCUUCCCCCGCCCAGGCCUUGGGGGUUCGGUCCCUGAAUCUCCCCUCGGACCCCACAGAUCUCCCUCCAAAAGAGGUCUUGGCCUUCCACCCCUUGGACGCCCUCACCCCCUCGCAGAGCCGGUUGCUGGGCCCCGGGGCCUCUGCUUCGGGGCCUCGGGACCGGCCUGGCAGCCGCGGAGGGCGGGAGGGGGGGUGGGCCCAAAAAGGGCGCGUUUUGGCCCCACUGCAAUCCCCCGGGCCUCCCUGCAGCCUCCUUGCCCGGCCCCCUCUGCCCCAGCAAAUGCCCAGCCAAGGCGAAUUGUAUUUAAUGAAUCCUGGGGGUCAUUACUUCAUAUUACAAACUGUGACCGUUUCUGUGUGAAUAUUUUUAGCUGUAUUUGUGGUCUCUGUAUUUAUAUUUAUGUUUAGCACCGUCAGUGUUCCAAUCACGUCUUAAAAAGAAAAAAAAAAGAGGGAAAAUUACAAAAAGAGAAAAAAAGUGAAUGACGUUUGUUUAGCCAGUAGAAGAAAAAAAUAAAUUAAAAAAGAUCCCCUCUUGUUACCCUCCUGUAUAAGUCUGACCUCUG